Sclerotinia sclerotiorum 1980 UF-70 is the source of this 3438-nucleotide messenger RNA. RefSeq lists its product as hypothetical. Bases 1 to 3438 code for a protein of 1145 amino acids. NCBI's taxonomy places the organism in Eukaryota, Fungi, Ascomycota, Leotiomycetes, Helotiales, Sclerotiniaceae. The record is from RefSeq and is a predicted model, not a curated record. The transcript has 6 exons. Gene Ontology annotation, cellular component: cytoplasm. Gene Ontology annotation, biological process: regulation of GTPase activity; signal transduction.
AUGGAGGGUGACGAUGUGGCAUAUCCGUGUAAAGGAUGUGGUGAUAUCCUCGAGGAGGGAAAAGCCUUCGAACUUGUGCUUGCAAUAACAAAAUUGAAGACCUUGCUAUCCUCACCGGUGACCAAGCAUUUUGUGCAACAUGCUUUCGAUGCAGGAACUGCAAACUCAAGGGCUGCCGCGAAUGCGAAGAAAAAAGAUGAUCAAUCUCCCAUGCUAGUUGACAAAUCACUACCUGCCCUACCACCGAACGCAGUUCCACAAAGCGCCUUCUCUCCUGAACGUGAGAUUUCGGACCCCCACAACGCGGACAACCCUACAGAAUUAUCCCCCAGGCCGCGGCCAACAUAUCCUCGUACAGACUCAUCAUCUAGGAGCAGUUCUCGAAUACCUCGCGAUGAUACGUCCUCUCAUCGAGCAUCCACCGAUACCGCAGGCCGAGAUGGAUUAACGCUUCCAACGACGACCUACCGGAACAAUAGAUAUUCAGGAAUUUCACAAAUGUCGGAGCUUGGAAAUGGUGAUGGAGAGAGCUUUUUCAUACCUCUCGCAUUGGAUCCAAGCCCUGCGCCAUCCUUGACACCAAGAUCAGCGUCGACAUCAUGGGACGCAAAGAAAGCUAAAGAGAACCAAGCACCAGAUCGAGAUUACUUUGGCUCAAAAGAAAAUAGACGAAGUCAAACUGAUCUACAGCCACCGAGACGAUCAAGGGAUUCGAGGGAUGUGAGCUUGGCUUCGACACCGCACAUUGCAUUUCAAGAGAAGAGUCAGCAACCAUCCGAGGAACAGUUAGCACAGAUCAAGGAAAGCAUACGCAGGGCGGCAAAUGGCACAGGAACGCCCGUUAAAGAAUCGUCGCCUUCUGCCGGUGAUGAUACUUUACUGCAACAUGCAACCUCACCGAUUGGUGAUGCCCAAGAUGGAAAGACACAAUCUCCAAGUGAAAAUUUUAGAUUGGGAGAUGUGCCCAAGGGAAAACGGGCUGUGCCAACGAGAAACGACUCGCAAUCAGAUUACACUGGCAGCGAGAGCAACUCUUCAAAAUCUGCUGUAUCUAACCUACCUCCCAGGAAAGACAGCAGCGCGGCAAGAAUGGAGUCCCCCAAAACGUUAUUGGCUGCGGAUCAACUCACCUCCAAAUCUUCACAGGAAUCGCGAUCAAGGGACACGGAAAAUUCUACCAUUACAAGGGUCGAUUCUGGAAGCUCCAAAAGAUCCAUCCCCCGUAAGGAACUAACCUCAGGACAAGUGAGAAGCAACGUCAGUACAAUGAGCUUAUCUUCUGGAACAGAUACCUCUCCAUCCACGGAAUCCUCUUCAGAAGGGGUAGCUCAAACCCCAACCGUGAAUGGCAAAUCAAUCUCUGGUCCCCUGCUACAGUCACCUAUUGAUGAUAUGACACCUCCAAAUCGACCAACACGACCUUCUAUCCCAAAACAACAGCUAAGUGAUACAUACAUGACCCCAAGAGCACCGCCCGCGCCGCCGUCGGCGGGCUCAAAUGGUGCAACUUCGUCUCCCAACUUACCCAGGUGGAGUGCUGGGGCUGAUCUCACCAUGGAUGAAGAUAUGGCUCGAAUAUUUGGUAAUGAUGAAGGCUCACAAUCUAUAAUUCGAAGGGUUUCCAACGCCGUACGGCACGUUCGGAACACAAGUAAUGAAGCAAGCAAUUCUGCUCGUGGCCAUGGCCGCAGCGUAAGCGAAACAACUGCGCGCACUCCUAAUUCUCCACGAUGGCCAAAAACACCCAUCAUUGAGGACACUAGCGGACCUCGAGAUAUCAGUAGCCCAAUCUCUAUAAACUCACCAAACCCUGCGGAUGAUCCUGCUUUGUUAAGGAGACAACUUCGAAAUUCUGAACAAAGGGUAGCAGAACUUGAAAGGCAAUUUGUUAAUGAGAAAGAUUUGAAAACACUAAACAAAAAGCUCAUCGAGAAGCGAAAAACUGUCUCGGUCCUAGAUUCUCAAACGGAGCUUAUGAUUCGCCAAUUGGAGGUUUUGGCUGGUUAUGUGGAACGUGCGAAAGGUUCGAAACAACCACUUGACAUAGCUGAGCUGGAAGAUUCUGCUAUCAAAGAAUUCGUCCAAAAGCUUGAUCGCCUUAAACAAUCAAUGUCUACCUCAAUUGAACAGCUUUUUGAAGAGCGAGAUGAACUUUUAGAAGAAAAGAAUCAAGCUAUCGCCGAUCGUGAUAGAGCCUUGGUUGAGUUUGAGCAAUUGUCAUCCAAAAAUGCACAACUUGCAGAUAUGAAUAAUGAUCUUACACACCAGAUUCAGGAACGCUUCAAGUCGGCGAAUACCAGUAUGGAGAGCCCAAGGCCACCAAUGAACGGUCUGGGAAUCUACACUCACCACAAUAAGGAUAAAUCUAACGUUUCCGUUCAUCUAGAUAAUGCAAGUCUCCGCCCAUCUGAAAGCAGCAGCACAGCCUACAAUAGUUCAAUUCAUAGCUAUCCACAUGCAAUGGAACAGGACCCAAGUAUGGAGCCAGCUACACUACUAUCAGCUCCUCAUGUCGUCAACAUUCGCAAGGGUCAGGCAAAGAAGUUCAAUUGGAAGAAGGGUGGCCAAACUGUUGCUAAGGGGGUCACUAAAGGCUUCAAAGGCGCUUUCUCAAGUGGACCAGAGCGAGGCAUGCAUCAAUGGCCAGGUCAAUUUGGUGAUAGCAUCGGUAUGCCUUACAAUAUGACCAUGGAGCAGGUGCAAUCUCCCGCACCAAAUGCAUCUGGAUCAAACUUACCCAGAUCCAUAUCGAAUGAUCCCUCCCGACAGGGUUUUGGUUUAUUCAAGAAAACACAAACAAUGUCGAAGUCGAUGUCUAGUGGUAAUAUUCUUGCCGCUGAAAGUCCGUCAAUCUUGUUUGGCUCUGAUCUCGUUGAAAGAGCUGAUUAUGAGCGUCGACAAAUUCCAAGCGUGGUUACUCGUUGCAUUGAGGAAGUUGAGUUGCGUGGAAUGGACAUUGAGGGUAUCUAUCGAAAAACUGGAGGUACUGGUCAAGUCAACCUCAUCAAAGAGGGAUUUGAUAGAACUGAAGAUUAUGACAUAUCGGAUCCUGAUCUUGAUAUUACCGCGGUUACGAGUGUCUUGAAGCAAUAUUUCAGGAAGCUACCCGUACCACUUUUAACCUUUGAUGUCUAUGAUCGCGUUUUAGAAUCAAUUUCCAUUGAAGAUAACGCAGAACGUUGCGCACAUCUACGAAACACAGUCAAUAUGCUACCUCCCAAGCAUCGUGAUUGUCUUGAAUUUUUGAUCUUCCAUCUUGUGCGUGUCGCAAAGCGAGAAAGCGAGAAUUUGAUGACACCCAAGAAUCUGGCAGUAGUUUUUGCGCCGACGAUUAUGCGAGAUCACAGCAUAGAUCGUGAGAUGACAGAUAUGCACGCCAAGAAUCAAGCCGUUCAAUUUGUUAUCGAGAACAGUUACGAUAUAUUUGCCAGCGCUUAG